GGGGGUACCGUACACCUAAGAAAAGAUAACUCUUACUGAAAUUCUGAAUUAACUUACGUCAAUAUAGCGUUUUAAAAUACGCCUCAUAUUACAAGCUUUUAUUGACCUUGAAUAGUUGUUUACCUGUUGAUAUGAAGCAGACGAUACAUCAAUGUUAUAAUGGAACAGCGUAAACGUGAUCCGUUUGGUAAAUUUUCGAGGUCUAAAUCUGCCGAUAAGAAAUCAAAUCGUUCAGAUUACUUCAAAUGGUUAAAUGAUGGCAGGAACUUGGAAGAUUCUCCGGAAGUCGGCUUGCGUAAUGAUCAUGGCAAUUACGUAUACGAGUUUCUUGAUGUUGGGGCCGAGGCUGAAUUGGAAGAUGAUAACAAGUCUGAUGUGUCAAAAUCUUGGACAAUGGGGAGAAGAAUUGUUGAGUUGAAUGUCCUAGCAAAAGGAAUGUAUUGCUGCACUUGCAAGUGUCCGCUUCACCUGUCAAAUAUUGUAGGAGAACGAUUGUUUGGGCUAGGUGGUCUACUGAUGGUGGAUUGUGAACUGUGUCAUACUGUAACUGAUGUCCAGUUUGGGAAGAGGGGGCCAUCUGGAAGUUAUGACAUCAACACAAAAGCUUCCAUAGGAAUGAUACAUGCAGGGAUGGGCCCAACUCAUCUGCAGAACUUUCUAGCAGAAUGUAACCUGCCAUCCAUUACAGAGAGCACAUUAAGGAAAAAAGAGAAAGAAUUAAGUGGACAGAUCAAAAAUGUAACAAUCCAGUCGUGCAAUAUGGCACAAAGAGAGGAAAAGUCACUCAGCACAAAUGGCAAUAUUGAAGCAAGUUUUGAUGGUGGCUGGCAAAAGAGAGGCUCCGGUUGGAAUUAUAAUAGUAAUACAGGACAUGCAACUUUUAUUGGAAAGGAGACAGGAAAGGUGUUGUCCUUUGAAUUAAGAAGUAAGACUUGUAAGAUUUGUGAAUUCCAUCUUAAUAGAAAAGAGACUGUUCCGGAGCAUGAGUGUCAGUUGAAUUGGCAUGGCUCUAGUAAAUCCAUGGAGGCAGAUAUGGCGGUGUCUAUGGCCCACAGAUUAAAAGAUGAUAAAUGUGAAAUUAAUGUCAUACAUGCUGAUAAUGAUGCAGCAACAUCAGCCAGACUUGAAGUUGAGUUUGAAAAUAUAAAGAAAAAAGAUGACCAGAACCAUGUAAAGAAGGGUAUAUCAACAAGCUUAUAUAAUAUUUCAAAGAGUUACAAAGAAUUGCAAAAGGAUGAAACAAAACAAUAUAUUUUGAGGUGCUUUAUGUAUUCCAUUAAGGGAGGUGACAAUGAAGAUGACAUUAAGAUUGGGCUGCAAAGAAUUGUACCACAUAUUUUUGGAUCACAUGAAAAUUGUAAAGAUGCUGACUGGUGUAGCUAUCAUCAAGAUCCAGAAAAAUUUACGUAUAAAAGUUUACCAAAUGGGAAACCGCUCAAGUCUGAAGGAUUAAAGGUUGAAUUGAAUAAUUUAGUGCAAAAAAUGAUUGGUAGGAGUAAUUCUUUAAAUGAUCUUGGAUCUACACAGUCAAAUGAAAGCUUUAACCAGCUUGUAUCUGUAAAGGCACCUAAAUCAAGACAUUAUGGUGGAUCAUGCUCACUUCAGAAUAGGCUAUCUGCAGCUGUGCUUCAGAAAAAUGAAGGAUAUGGCUACUUAUCCAAGGUAACUAUGAAAAUUUUUACAUCUUCUUUUUGAACGAAGGGUGACAUAGUGUUUGAAUAUGAGUGCUUCUUUUUCUUUCCUCUUCUAUUUCUUUCUUCUUCUUCAUCUUCUCAGAAAAGCCUGUUCAGACCAUAACUUUAUUAAUCUUUUGAUAUAGCAUAUAAUGAAUUUUUAGUAUGUGGGUAUAUCACUUGUGUCAAGUUCCAGGAUUGGUAACUAAGACCUUGACCUAAAGUUCAUUAAAAUUAAAUUUCUAGUACUAUCUUUAUGUCCACUCCAUGUCUUUUUGUCCGUCUGACCUUACUCUCACCCUCUUUUUUUUCCUCACUCUAACUGAAGUUUGCUUCAUCACGGAAAGUGAGUCACUUAUUGUUCUAGAGUCUUGAAUGCCCCUUUAUAACUUGGAAAAUUGCAAAUUGUUUUGUUUCCUUACUCUAACAUAAGUUUGUCUGAUACAACUUUUAUAAAACUGAUACAUAUAAGAAUCACAACACUCAGACAGAGUUCAAAUUUGUGUUGUGAUUCAUUUGUCAACCUAUAGUUCUGUCCCUUUUUAACUUGGAAAAUUGCAAAGCUACAGCGGAGGCAUUCAUGACAUCUUACACAUUCUCCUUUAAUAUUUUUUUUAUCUUUUUGAAACCAUAUUACAUGUUGCAUCCAAUGUUUAUAUACAAGGAGAUUACUGUAUUGCUUUUUUAGCCCUGCAGAUAUACAUUGUACAAUUUACAGUCACGAAUCAUGUUUAUCUAGUAUGUAACUCAAUUAUCUUCUUUCUUCUCAAAUUAUUAUCAGAUGUGGUAUGUGUGCUAAUGCAACAACUAUCCAUCCAAGUCAAGAUAUAUAAAGAGUAACCAUUAUAGGUCAAAAUAUGUGUUCACGAUGGAGAUUACUGUUUUUUCUUGAUUUUUAAUAUUUUAAUGCAUAUAUGUAUUACAUUUUA
Mytilus californianus (California mussel) is the source of this 2602-nucleotide messenger RNA. RefSeq lists its product as uncharacterized. Bases 160 to 1695 code for a protein of 511 amino acids. The transcript has 8 exons. NCBI's taxonomy places the organism in Eukaryota, Metazoa, Mollusca, Bivalvia, Mytilida, Mytilidae. The record is from RefSeq and is a predicted model, not a curated record.